AUGCAUAUUUCACACGCCGGUCAUCAAAUGAUUCAUGAUACACAUGAGGCUGCGGACCGAGCGAAGCUAAUCCCAUAUCCAGACACGUAUCGUGGCAACUCACCCCUUAAAUAUGGCGAAGGUUCGGUUGAGCUUAGACGAGGAAAACAGAUGUUCUUGAGUCUUCCACAGCAUAUUCUACUCAGCACUUUCCCAAGUGGCGCAACUUAUAAAGAUGAAAGAUAG
This is a messenger RNA of Botrytis porri, 225 nucleotides long. RefSeq lists its product as uncharacterized. The transcript has a single exon. NCBI's taxonomy places the organism in Eukaryota, Fungi, Ascomycota, Leotiomycetes, Helotiales, Sclerotiniaceae. Bases 1 to 225 code for a protein of 74 amino acids. The record is from RefSeq and is a predicted model, not a curated record.